Lactuca saligna is the source of this 399-nucleotide messenger RNA. The record is from the annotation of a GenBank genome assembly. Lineage: Eukaryota; Viridiplantae; Streptophyta; Magnoliopsida; Asterales; Asteraceae.
AUGACUUCUGAACCUAACUUGGAGCUAACACAAAGGAUAAUGCACAUUGUAGCUAACACAGAGGAAAAUACUUUGGAAAAAAGUCAACUUAUUACAAUGCAUACCUGGAAGCCGAUUCCUGCACAAAUCUUUAUACACGAUUCGCAAGGCUGGACUGUUUUUCCUCUUUUCAAUCGCGAUCUUCUCAUCAAGGAUGAAGUUAAAUCAAAGGAUAAUGAGAUUCAUGCUUCUGAUUCUAUCACCAUUUCAUUACGGAAGCUGUUCAUUGAUGAACCACAAGAAUCUUCUUCGUGUUCAUCAUCAGAAGCCGACGAAUUAGAAGCUCUACCUUCUGGAAUUUUCUGUGUGUGGAGACCUAAGACGGAAAGUGGAUCAUUACCUGUUAUGCGGGUGGAGUAG